Molecule: messenger RNA, 8898 nt
Organism: Magnusiomyces paraingens
Lineage: Eukaryota; Fungi; Ascomycota; Dipodascomycetes; Dipodascales; Dipodascaceae
Exons: 6
Coding region: 1-8898 (2965 amino acids)
Biological process (GO): transmembrane transport; chromosome organization
Cellular component (GO): fungal-type vacuole membrane; chromosome; fungal-type vacuole
Molecular function (GO): ATP binding; ABC-type peptide transporter activity; ATP hydrolysis activity
Source: RefSeq, a predicted model, not a curated record
AUGAAGCUAGAGGAGCUCAUCAUUGAUGGCUUCAAAUCAUAUGCGACUCGUACUGUCAUUUCAAACUGGGACUCCCAGUUUAAUUGCAUUACGGGUCUUAAUGGUUCCGGCAAGUCUAAUAUUCUCGAUGCUAUUUGCUUUGUUCUUGGAAUCACCUCUAUGAGCACCAUGCGUGCACAAAACCUUCAAGACUUGAUUUACAAGCGCGGCCAAGCAGGUGUCACAAAAGCUUCUGUAACUAUUGUUUUUGACAAUUCAGACAAGACAACAAGUCCCUUAAACUUUCAAGACAGCUUAACAAUCAGUGUAACUCGUCAAAUCGUUAUGGGUGGCACUUCCAAGUACCUCAUCAACGGUCACCGUGCACAACAAAAUUCUGUCCAAGAGCUUUUCCAGUCUGUUCAACUUAACAUCAACAACCCUAACUUUUUAAUUAUGCAAGGAAAAAUCACAAAGGUCUUAAACAUGAAACCAGCUGAAAUUUUGAACCAAAUUGAAGAGGCAGCCGGCACAAAAAUGUUUGAAGAUAGAAGAGAAAGAGCAAUUAAAACCAUGGCCAAAAAGGAAAGGAAACUUACUGAGAGUACCGAUCUACUGAAAGAUGAAAUUAUACCCAAACUUAACAAACUCAGACGAGAAAAACUUGAAGUUAUUGAGUACGAAAAAACUGUUUUGGACCUGGAAAAUAAAACCAAUAUUAUUGUCAGCUACGACUACGACCACAUUAAGCAGAAUCUAGAAAAACAAUCGGAAACCUUACGCUCUAGACAGUCACAUUUAUCUGCUUUAGAAAAUCUAGUUCCAAAAUCAAGGUCUGAAAUACAAAGUCUAAAUCAGCAAAUUUCCGAAAUUAAGGCCAAGCGAGAAAGAGAUUUACUUUCUGGUGCCGAAGGCGGUGGGGGAUCUCUUAAACAACUCGAGCAAAAAUGCAAAGACUUGUCUCAGGAGUCGGCUCGUAUAAAAACUCUAAGCGAGAUUAAACAAGCAAGCUUAAAAGAGGCUCGCCAAACUUUCAAACGACUGGCGUCAACUCUUGGGGAUUUCGAAUCUCGCGUUUCUGAUCGUAGCGGUCUUUUAUCAAAAUUGGAAAAAAAUCACAACGAAGCUAAGGAAGAAUAUCAGAUUGCAGCCAAGGAAAAGGAAAAAAAGGAAGAGCUACUUCAGUCUUUGCAAACUGGUGUGGCGUCAAAGGAGGGUCAAGAAUCUGGAUACAAUAAUGAAAUCCAACAAGUCCGAAACAGCAUUGCUGUAGCUAACACGUCCAAGGCCAAGUAUGAAGCACGGUUAGAAUCGCUGCGCCAUGAGAUUGAACGUGACCGGAAUAAAGUGUCAAACGCCCAAGUGCAAAUAGAGCUUUCGAAAAAAGAACUGGAGACAUUUAAGAAACAGCAAGAAGCAAUAUCAGACAAUAUGGCCAAAUCUGGGUUUGUUCCUGAGCGCUUGAAUGAACUUACCAUAAAGGAGCGCGAAUUGGACUCGCAACUUCGUGAUCUUACUCACAAGAUUGAUAUUGCUAAAAAAAAGUUUUCCAAUAUUGACUUUAAGUACAAUAUGUCUCCAAACGUCAACUUUGAUCCUGAUGGUGUUAAGGGUGUUGUUGCACAGCUUUUUACAGUUGACGAAAAAAACUAUGAUAAAACGACAGCUUUAGAAGUCUGCGCAGGCGGCAGACUCUACCAAGUGGUUGUUGACACUGAUUCUACAGCAUCCCAGCUUUUGAAGUAUGGCAAUUUAAGACAUCGAGUUACCAUUAUUCCUCUCAACAAGGUAAACUCGCCAGCUUUUUUGAAAGUGGCCGAAAAACUUAAUGCCGCUAAAAAUCUUGCACCAGGAAAAGUUAAUUUAGCUUUGGAUUUGAUUGGUUAUCAAAAAGAUGUGGAAAAGGCUAUGCAGUAUGUGUUUGGAGGCACUUUGGUUUGCUCAGAUAGCGAAGCGGCAAAGCUGGUGGCUUUUAAUCCUCAGGUUCGUGUGACAACAGUUACUUUGGAUGGCGACGUCUAUGAUCCAAACGGCACUUUAUCUGGCGGCAGUCAACGUAACAGCAAUCGCGGGGACGGCAAUUCUGCAAACAGCGACGAGAUUGGGCCAAACGAUGGGCUUUUAGUCUCUCUCCAAAAGAUUCACAAAAUGAUAAGCCGGCAAAAGCAUUUACAGAACGACUUGGAGGUUCUCAAAAACCAGAUCAGAAAGGAAACGGCGCUGUCAAAUCAGUGCCGUGCACUCAAAAAGGAAUAUGAUUUAAAGCAACACGAAAUCACACUGACUGAAAAAAAACUUCAGGAAGGACCCUUUGCACGGGUUUUACAGUUGUGUGAGGAGCGCCAGACCCAGAUAAAGAAUUUGGAGGAGGAGAUUGUUCACGUUGAAAAAACAAUCAGCGAAGGUGCCGUGGAAAUCAAGCGGAUAGAGCAGGAGAUGAAAGAAUUUGACAGCAAUAAGAGUGGGAAAUUGGACGAACUUCAACAAUUAGUUGCAAAACUUCAAAGAAAUGCAGCGGAGAAGCUCAUUAUUGUUCAAGAAAAGCAAAAGUUGCUCCAAAACGCCCAGAUUGAGAACGAACAAACCAGCAGUGACUUUGAAAACUUAAAAGAAGAAAGAGAUCGCGCUCAAAAGACAGUUGAAGAACUUGAACCUGAAGUUAAGGAACUAGAAAAGCAAUACAAACUGGUUUUUUCCAAGGAAGAGACCUACCGUGAACGACUGGAUCUGGAAAAGACACGGCUGAUGGGCCUUGAUGAGGAGCUUACAGCGUUGGAAAAAACCUUAACUAUAAAAACCAAAUUCUUAUCAGAAAACACUCACAAGAUUCAAAAAAUUAAUCAUGAGACGGAUAACAUAAAGGAGGAAAUUGACAAGUAUAAUGCUAUUCUCCAUCGGCUUAAAUCAGAGCAUCCUUGGAUCAUGGAGCACCACCAAAAUUUUGGCAAGCCAGGUACACCAUAUGACUAUAAUAGUGAGAUCGACAAUAUUACUCAUAUUCGAAUGGAGAUUGCAAAGUUAAAAGAACGUGCAAAGUCAAUGAAGCAACACCACAACUCUACAGUUCGAAAUGUUAUUGAUACCAUGGAGAAAAAAGAAGAGGAGUUAAAGAAGAUGAUUCGUACUCUUGAAAAAGACAAGUCCAAGAUUGAAACGACAAUUGUUCAGCUAGAUGAAUACAAGAAAAAGAAGUUGGAAGAGACUUGGGUUAAAGUUUCUCGGGACUUGGGGAAAAUCUUUGGAGAAUUACUUCCAGGAAAUUCCUCCAAGUUGGUACCUCUUGAAGGCAAAGAGGUAUCUGAUGGUCUGGAAAUCAAGGUCCAACUGGGUGGUGUUUGGAAAGAAAGCUUGUCAGAAUUGAGCGGUGGCCAGCGGUCAUUGGUGGCGCUUGCUCUUAUUAUGGCACUGCUCCAAUUCAAACCUGCGCCAAUGUACAUUUUGGACGAAGUUGAUGCUGCAUUAGAUUUAAACCACACACAGAAUAUUGGUCAAUUGAUUAAAACUCGAUUCCAUGGCUCUCAGUUUAUUGUGGUUAGUCUCAAGGAAGGCAUGUUUACUAACGCUAACCGCGUUUUCCGAACACGCUUUACUGAAGGCACAAGUACAGUAUCAGUGGAAAUUUCGUCGGGACUUUUAACGGACGGAACUCCGUCAAUUUUUGGCGAUGUCGACUUAUCUAUGACCAACUCUUCUUGCGAAUCUGGACCAUGGUGGGUUUAUGACGACCUAGCUCCUUGUUAUCGUCACAGGUUCACACAGCUUUAUCCCUUUGUAACUUUGACUGUCAUUUCGGCAUUGAUUCUUGUUUUAAAAACUUAUAAAUUUCUUCGUAGUUCCAGGGCAAAGUAUUCGCGCAGGCUUUUUACUCCAGUCAUAGACUCGGAACGCCAGCCACUCUUAUCACUAAAUGACCAUCUACCCCAUUACGUUGAGACGUCAAAUUCCAAUCACAAAGAAUUAGAAUAUUUUCAAGAGACGUGUUCGCUUAGUGACAUUAACCCUUCUUUUGAUCCGUCUUCAACACAAUCAUUUUCCAUUUCCAGAAACCGCGACACUGAAGUGACUUCUUUAUCAGAUACCGAAUCGUUAGAAGAAAAUUCUUCAACACUUUCGCCAAAUUCUUCCUCUGCUUCUUCUUUAAAUUCUCAAAAUGAUCAAAAGAAAUCAAAAAAAAGGAAUCUUACAGGUACUGUUUCUGCUGAAAAUAUUACCAUAAUCACCGUCACUCGCUCAACAGCUGAGUAUGUGCGGCUUGCUGUGGAGUUAGUUUGUAACUUAAGUCUUGCUACUUCAUCUAUUACUGCAUUUUUCAUUCCCUCGAUUUUUCAAGAAUGGUCAAGCCCCGCAGCUCUUGUAGCAAUUGCAACUUUUUGGACGUAUAGCUUGGCGCUCAUCUCUAUCCGUUUAUUUCUCAUUAGUAGAUCAAUUGUGCCUGCAGUACCUCUUUGGGCACACUCUACAACCAUCUAUUUGUUUUCAUUUCUCUUUUACUUGAUCACGUUUCGUUCCACCAUUUUACACCCCAUCUCUCACCAGUCUCAAAUAUUUAAUCUCGGACAGUCUUUUUUGGUUUUUACUUUAUUUUUAAACAACUUUACAGCAAGAAUUGGUGAUGCUCCAGCAAAGCUAUAUGCUCGGGGGUCGACAUUCCCUUCUAUCGAACCAAUUUCUAGUAUCUUCAGCAUCAUUUCUUAUUCUUGGAUCGACCCUAUCAUUUGGAUUGGCUACUUUAGACCAAUAACUGCCAAGGAUCUUUGGGAAUUAAAAGCUGACGACCAUUCAACUCAAAUCUUUGAAAACUGGGCCAGAGCCACAGCGGGUUCCCCAAUAUCAUCUUCUGAUGGAACAGUAAAAAAACACCGGCUAACUUGGAGUUUAUUUAAGUGUUUUUCAGAAAGUUUUAUCAGUUUGGUUACGAGCUCAUUUUUUCAUGCUCUUGUUUCUUUCUGUCCCCCUUUGCUUCUUAAAAUCAUCCUUGAGUAUGUCGAAAAUCCUACUGGUACACCUGCAAGUGUUAUUUGGCUUGCUGUUUUUUCUUUACUUUUCUGUGGGCUUUUUUCCAACAUGAUGAACAGUCGAUCGUUAUAUGUGGGACGUAGAUUGACAAUCAGAGUAAGAGCUAUUUUAAUCAAUGAAAUAUAUAAAAAAACUUUAAGACGGAGAGCCACUGUUGUCAAAACCAACAGACCAGAAGAAAAUGAAAAUACCGAAGAAGAUGAUACCGUUGAAGAUGAAUCUCAAGCAAACCACGGCGCUAUUAUUAACCUAAUGUCAGUUGAUAGCUUUGAGGUUUCAGAAGUUUGCGCCUUUUUUAAAGAUGUUUUUGAAGGUGUAUUUGUGACAGUGAUGAGCAUCUUUUUUUUGUAUUUGAUUAUCGGAUGGAGUUCUUUUAUUGGUGCUGGUGCAAUGAUUUUACUUAUGCCUAUUCAAUUUUAUUUAUCUCAUGCUUAUACCAAACUUCAAUCAAAAAUAAUGGCGACCACUGAUCGCCGCAUUGAAAAAGUAAACGAAGUACUACAAAGCAUUCAUAUUAUUAAAUUUUUUGCCUGGGAAAAAAAGUUUUCUGAAAGCAUCAUGGAGACUCGUCAAGAGGAGAUUCAAAAUCUUCGAGCACGCUACGUCCUUUGGUCAAAAGCAAUUUUGGCAUACUUUCUCACUCCAGUCAUUGUUACUGUGCUUGUUUUUGGGUCAUAUAUUUUUAUCCAAAAGCAUUUGCUUACAGCACCUGUUGCAUUUACCGCGUUAGCAUUGUUGAAUGUUAUGAAGGAUCCCAUUCAAGAUAUGUCUGAAGUAAUCACUGAAAUGUUGAAAGCCAAAGUUUCACUUGAUCGUAUUGAAGACUUUUUAAAUGAGAAGGAAACGUCAAAGUACUCUCAGCUGUAUGUCUUCCCAACUACUGGUUCCAAUGUUCGAAUUGGAUUUAAAAACGCUACAUUUUCUUGGCAAUCUUCUGAUGUUUCAAACACUUCUAAAACCGACUUUAAACUUCGUGAUAUCGAUUUUGAUUUUGACAUUGGAAAACUAAAUGUUAUUGUUGGUCCCACUGGCAGUGGCAAAACAUCUUUGCUUAUGGCUUUGUUAGGCGAAAUGGAGCUUGCUUCUGGCUCUCUUUAUCUUCCCGGGGGUUGUCUUCGUGAUGAAGUCGUACCGGAUCCUAUUACUGGGCUAGCUGAGACAGUUGCUUAUUGCGCCCAGUCUGCUUGGCUUUUGAAUGAUACAGUUCGCAAUAACAUUUUGUUUGGAAGUGAUUAUGAUUCUAAAAGAUUCAAUGCGGUAAUUGAUGCCUGCUCUCUUCGUCGUGAUUUGGAGAUUUUUGAUGGUGGUGAUCAAACUGAAAUUGGUGAGAAGGGAAUUACAUUAUCUGGUGGCCAAAAGCAACGCGUUUCACUUGCCCGCGCUUUCUACUCCAACUCUCGUCACCUGAUUCUUGAUGAUUGUUUAAGUGCUGUUGACUCGCACACCGCACUUUGGAUUUACCAACACUGUUUAACAGGUCCCUUGGCUUUGAAUCGUACCAUUAUUUUGGUUUCGCACAAUGUGGCAUUGACUAUUUCGCAAGCUUCCAAGGUCAUUGUUAUGGAUAAUGGUCGCGUCAAGUCCCAUGGGACUCCUAUUACUUUAUUAUCACAAGGCCACUUAGGUGACGAUGAGCUUACUAGUGCCUCCAUUACCCGUGAAGCUUCUUCUGUUAAUCUGAAUUCACAGAAUCAUUCUUUUACACCGUCUGUUUUGAAACAAGCCCAUAUUGUCCCUCAAACAUUAGGAAAAGAGGUUGAAAGACUUUUGAACAAGGAGCCCGAUUCAUCUAUUGUGGAGGAAGAGGAAGAGGAAGAGGAGGAAGAAGAAAACAGAAAAAAAAUUUCUGGGAAAUUAGGCAGUGAAGAGUCAAAACAAGAUGGAGGAGUUUCAACAAACAUUUACUUUACUUAUUUUAAGGCAAUGGGAGGAAAAUAUUUUUGGGCAUUUUUCAUUUCAAUAUAUUUAUUUCAGCCAGUUCUUGAUGUUGCAAAAUCUUGGUGGAUCAAGAUUUGGACUCAGGCAAUUACAGAAAACGCUCUCGAUGUUAUUAGCCUUUCACAAAUCAACAAAAUUAUGCCGGUUUUUCAUUGGCAUUUUUCAUUUUUUAAUUUAGUUUCUGGUGUUCAGAGCCUCAAUGAAAAAACACAUGGCUCCCUUUACUACAUGGUCAUGUAUGUUAUUCUUAAUUUUGUUUUUGCAACAUUCACUACAUUUACUUCAUUAGUCAGUUUUUUCGGAAGUAUUAAGGCAUCUUCUAUUCUUUUCAAACGAUUAUUAGACAAUGUUUUAGAGUCCAAAAUUCGGUUUUUUGACUCUACACCUAUUGGAAGAAUUAUGAAUAGAUUUUCAAAGGAUAUGGAGGACUUGGAUCAAGAAUUGCCAAGUUCGGCUUCAACGUUUGUUGAAUUGAUUUUAAACACAUUUGCGAUUAUUUUGCUCAUUGUCUACAUUACCCCAGAAUUUCUUAUUUUCUGUAUUUUAAUCCUGGCUCUUUACUGGUUUAUUGGAGUUUUUUACCUAUCUGCUUCUCGUGAAAUCAAGCGUCUUGAUUCAAUCUCACGUUCUCCAAUUUUUCAACAUUUUGGCGAAACUCUUUCUGGUGUUUCUACGAUCCGUGCUUAUGGAGUCAAUAAUCGUUUCAUAUCUGAAAAUUUUUUAAAGGUGGACAAUAGCAACAGAGUUUUGUUUUGUUUAUGGACAUCAAACAGAUGGUUUUCAUUUCGCACUGAGAUGGCUGGUUCCCUUGUUUCCUUUUGCUCGGCUGCCAUGAUUAUCCUUAAUGCCAAACGGUUGAAUUCUGGUCUUGCGGGUUUGUCACUCUCCUAUGCCCUUACAUUUAACGAGCACAUCAGAUUAAUUAUUCGAACUUAUUCUUCUUUGGAAAUAAAUAUGAACUCUGUUGAGCGGUUGCUUGAGUACAUGAAUAUUGAUAAAGAAGCACCUGCAGUGAUUGAAAGCUCUCGCCCCCCUAAAAACUGGCCUAACAGAGGCGAAAUUGAAGUCAAGAAUCUGUCGUUGAGAUAUGCUCCUGAACUUCCCUUGGUUAUUAAAAACGUAACCUUUAGUGUGCCUUCAUUCAGUAAAAUUGGUAUUGUGGGGCGCACGGGUGCCGGAAAAUCCACUAUCAUUACUGCUUUUUUUAGAUUUUUGGAAGCGGAGACUGGCUACAUUAAGAUUGAUGGUAUUGACAUUUCUAAAAUUGGUAUUCGAGAUUUGCGUCAGAAUAUUGCUAUUAUUCCUCAAGAGCCGACACUUUUUCAAGGAACAAUCAGAUUCAAUCUGGAUCCGUUUGAUCAGUAUUCAGAUGAAGAAAUUUUUGAAGCCCUUCGACGUGUGCAUUUAAUCAAGCCCAAAGAGUUUUCUGGAUCUGGACAUGUUUCCAAUAGAAAGGGAAAGUUAAUUUCCGGAAGCCAGGAUGAGUCAAGAAACACGGCACUUAACAGUGCUAUCUCUUCAUCUAUUUCUUUGGCUAGAGAAGUUGACGGCGAGAAUAUUAAUUUAUUUCAAGAUUUGAGUACUGUUGUAGCUGAAGGAGGAUCUAAUCUCUCACAGGGGCAACGGCAGCUCAUGUGUUUGGCUCGCUCAUUGCUCAAAUCCCCCAAAGUAUUGCUUUUGGACGAGGCCACGGCAUCGAUUGACUAUGAAAGUGAUGCCCAGAUUCAAAAGACGAUUCGAGCCGAGUUUUCUCAGACUACCAUUAUCACAAUAGCUCAUCGUUUGCGGUCGAUUGCCGACUACGACAGAAUUCUGGUUAUGGACAGUGGUUGUGCAGUUGAGUACGAUCAUCCGCAUGUUCUUUUGCAGAACCCGGGAUCCGUCUUUUAUUCCAUGUGUGCCAACUCGGGCGAACUCGAGACUUUACUGACUAUCGCCCGGGUAGCGUUUGAGCAGAGGGCCUAA